Aedes albopictus (Asian tiger mosquito) is the source of this 1922-nucleotide messenger RNA. It is a transcript of the gene Alg11, whose product is annotated as GDP-Man:Man(3)GlcNAc(2)-PP-Dol alpha-1,2-mannosyltransferase. NCBI's taxonomy places the organism in Eukaryota, Metazoa, Arthropoda, Insecta, Diptera, Culicidae. Gene Ontology annotation, cellular component: endoplasmic reticulum membrane. Gene Ontology annotation, molecular function: GDP-Man:Man(3)GlcNAc(2)-PP-Dol alpha-1,2-mannosyltransferase activity. The transcript has 3 exons. Gene Ontology annotation, biological process: protein N-linked glycosylation. Bases 207 to 1661 code for a protein of 484 amino acids. The record is from RefSeq and is a predicted model, not a curated record.
CAUCAUAAUCACAGUGCGGCAGUCAGCGGCAAAGUAUAAACAAUCCAUCCUUCCACCGUCGUCGUCGGUCUUUUCAGAACGAAAAUUUUCUCCUAGCCCCAGCGACGUAGGACAUCCGGAGGAAGUUAGGAAAAAUCAAUAGUUACGUUACGUGAAAGUGCGAUGUUUAGUGAUUGAUGGGCGACGUAUAAAAGGAAUAUUUCGCAAUGUUUUGCAUGUGCAGUUUGAUCUACGUGGCGUUGUUCAUCGGUUCGUUCUUGCUGAUUGGGCUGCUGACGGUGUUCCUGUUGCUUCGUCAGUUGAUUAAAAGUCAGAAGAACAAGCGCCGGUCCAAUAACGAUAAUGACAAGUAUGUGGCCCUGUUUCAUCCGUACUGCAAUGCCGGGGGCGGCGGAGAACGAGUGUUGUGGUGCGCCGUGAAAGCCCUGCAGAAUAAGUACGAUGGGAUCAAGCUGUUUGUUUACACUGGGGACUUGGAGGCAACGCCAAAGGAGAUUUUGGACAAAGCAGAGAGGACUUUCAAUAUCAACUUGGACCGGAAGAGAGUCCAGUUUGUGUACUUGAAGAAGCGCAACUGGGUUGAAGCAAAUCGAUACCCGUACUUUACCUUGUUGGGUCAAAGUCUGGGAUCGAUGGUUCUGGCAAUGGAAGCACUGUUGAAUUUGCAACCGGACAUCUUCAUUGAUACGAUGGGGUACGCUUUCACGUAUCCGAUAUUCUCGUACAUCGGGGGAUGCAAAAUCGGUUGCUACACGCAUUAUCCAACGAUCAGCACCGACAUGCUGAGAAGGGUGCAAAACCACGUCAACACUUUCAACAACCGAGGGUACGUGGCCAAGAAUCCGUUUGCGACGUGGAUCAAAAUUGUCUACUACAGGAUUUUCUCAAAAAUCUACGGAAUGGUUGGACGGUGUGCCGAUACGGUCAUGGUAAAUUCUAGUUGGACAGAGAACCACAUUAUUUCCCUUUGGGACGUACCGUACAAGACCCAUCGGGUAUACCCUCCGUGUGAGGUCUCCCAUCUGAAGAAACUCCAAUCGUUGGCCAGUGCCCACGACAAAAUCAUCAUCCUAUCAGUCGGACAGUUCCGUCCGGAAAAAGAUCAUCCCUUGCAACUGCAGGCCAUGUAUGAGUUGAGAACACUGCUCAAUAAGGACGAAGCGUUGUGGAAUCGGCUGCGUUUGGUCAUCGUCGGAUCGUGUCGUGGCGAAGAGGACCGAGAACGGGUGAAGAAUAUGCAGGACUUUGCCAAGCACCUGUCGCUGGAGAACUCGGUGGAAUUCAGGGUGAACGUUUCGUAUCAGGAGUUGAUUCAGUGCUACCAGGUGGCUACUAUUGGACUGCAUGCCAUGUGGAAUGAACACUUUGGAAUUAGUGUGGUCGAUUGUAUGGCAGCAGGGUUGAUCAUGGUGGCGAACAGAUCUGGCGGCCCCCUAAUGGACAUUGUGGAAACCUCAGAAGGAAGCCAAAACGGUUACUUGGCAAUCGAUGCCUACGAUUACGCCCGAUGCAUUGCAACGAUUCUGUACAACAGCCGGGACUACAAUAACAAGAUUCGCGAAGCGGCCCGUGCUUCGGUGGACCGUUUCUCCGAAAAGGAGUUCGAAAAUGGAUUCCUCCGAGCCAUUUCCCCCAUACUGGAUGACAAAGAAUUUCGCUAGAUGAUUAAAGAUCUCGGAUUUAUUUUGUAAAUAUUUAAGAUUUAUAGAUUUUAGCGUAAAAGUUGCACGCCGUACGCUUUCCAAGGUGUCUCAAGUAUAAUCAGUAGAUCUUUGUUCGGAUAUUCUUGAAUCAAUUGACUUACAUUUACCUCUAAGCCAAACUACUGUACAACAACCAUCAUCCUAGAAAACCAAUGUGAGAAAAAAACAAGAUCGAAUAAACUUCUCCCGAAGCAGUUUAAAUCAUUUACUGUAAUACAA